Ctenocephalides felis (cat flea) is the source of this 4816-nucleotide messenger RNA. It is a transcript of the gene l(3)76BDm, whose product is annotated as trafficking protein particle complex subunit 8. Lineage: Eukaryota; Metazoa; Arthropoda; Insecta; Siphonaptera; Pulicidae. The record is from RefSeq and is a predicted model, not a curated record. Gene Ontology annotation, cellular component: TRAPPIII protein complex; cytoplasmic vesicle; phagophore assembly site. The transcript is spliced from 21 exons. Bases 89 to 4714 code for a protein of 1541 amino acids. Gene Ontology annotation, biological process: protein localization to phagophore assembly site; endoplasmic reticulum to Golgi vesicle-mediated transport.
AUUAAAAUUUAAUUAAGAAAGUAAAUACGAUAAUUUAGUGCAAAUUUUAUAUUUAUUUUUUAUGUUUACUUAGUGUGCAUGUGAAAAAAUGGCUCAAUGUACUUUGAGUCCUCAAGAAUUUAUUCAAAAUUCUUUUUCGCCCGUUCUUGGGGCUAUGUGCAGUGACCAAGCCGAACAAAUAUGCAAGAAAAAUAAUUUAAGUUUUGUAGAGCUUGUUCAGCCGUUUUGCAAAAUCAACAAUGACGCGUAUUUUCAAGAUCCUUCAGGAAAUAAAGUAAUUGUGAAGAAUUUAAAAGUGAAUGUGCAAGAUGUUAAUGCGAGACCUCCACAACCAACAUUGGCACGAAAGAUGCUCAAUGAUUCUGUUGCGUCAGGAACAUGUGAUAGAACGUCUACUAUUCAUCUUGGCGAACUUGACUUAGUGCUGCCAUCAUCAUUGCCAUGGUAUGAAUCUUGGAGAGAUAUGUUUUUUCAUGUACAAUUUCCAUCAGAUCAUGAAUUUACAAAACAUUUAAUUGGAUGUUUACUAGUGGUUUCUAGUAAUGAUAAUAAUCCCUUAGAAACAAUUACUCAUAUGAGUCUACAACUGAAUCAAAUGCAAAUUCAAUCACCUUCUAAAUUGCCAAAAUGGUUUAGUACCAAUAUUUUGAGAAUCUAUGUUUUGAUUCAUGAUAAAACAGAUGGUGAAGAGGAGAAGGCACAACGGCACUUUGAAAAUAUGAAACAAUCGUAUGGGGUAAAUCAGUGUUUUUUAUUGCAAAUCAACUCCCGACCUUUUGGACAAGAAUUAAAUGCUCAUUUACCAGAUCCAUGGAAUCAAUUUUUGACGAAAAGGGUUGAUGGACAAGUAAAUGAUACAGGUAGUGAUCAAGAUAGCAGUCCUCGUACACCAGUAGAACCUAUGAGUAUGAUGCCUAAUUCAGUUCAAAUGGAUACACCUAUUGGCACCCCUCAUACUAACAGUUGUCCUUCUAGUGGACCACCAAGUAGUCCGCCCACUCCAUUACCUCAAAGAGCAGCAGCAGUACCUUCUGAAACAGUUUUUAUUCAUCCAUUAAGCCCUGAUAUGGAAACAACAGGUCUUCCAGGAGAUUUAAAUCAGGGUAACGCAUUAUCCACCAGUACUGAUAGUUUGACCGUGAAUGGUGGGUUCAAUAAUAUUGUCAACAAAAAUGUUUGGAAUUCAACUCCAGCUCAAACACAGCAAAUUGUUCAUGGUGCUUGUCUUGAUACAACAGAUUUGGAAGCCUUAAAAUGUUUUGUUCAAGAUUUUGCUGUUCGAGCAUUAAUACCGUAUGCUGAACAGCAUAUAAGCAGUAUUAAUGAUAUAGUGUCAAAUAGAAAAGCUGUUAGUAGAUCAAUAUUUAGUGCUACAAAACGUUGGUUUGGAACUGGUAAACCAGGACAAGCGCCCUCAGCAAAUGCAGUCAUAUAUUCUGCUGAUUCACCCGAACUUCAGUUACGGAGAUUGGCUGACCUAUGUUUUAUGUUUCAACAUUAUGGAAUGGCAUUUCAAGCAUAUCAUUCUGCAAAAAGGGAUUUUAGUGCAGAUCAAGCUUGGUUACAUUAUGCUGGUGCUUUAGAAAUGGCUGCAUUAUCUGCAUUUAUGCAAGGUGAAUCCAAUAGAAAAACAUGUGAUUAUAUGGAAGAAAGCAUUAACAUUUAUUUAAAUUGUUGCAAAAUGCCUCAAUUUGCAACUCGCGCAACAUUACUUAGUUCGGAGUAUUUGAAAUCUAAACAACAAUAUAUUGAAGCUGCUAAACAAUUAAUUCGAAUGACUAGUGAAGAUUCUGAUUUAAGAUCAGCGUUACUGUUAGAAAAGGCAGCUUAUUGCUUUUUAAGUUCUUUAAAGCCUCGAAUGAUAAGGAAAUAUGCAUUUCAUAUUGUACUAGCGGGUCACCGCUAUUCAAAAUCUGGACAAAAGAGGCACUCAUUACGUUGUUAUAAACAGGCUUAUCAGGUUUAUGAAAGUAGGGGAUGGAGACUAGCAGAAGACCACAUAAAUUUUACUAUUGGCAGACUAGCAAUUAAUUUAAAUCAAGGUUCAGAAUCUGUAGAAGCUUUAACAAGGUUGUUGAGGCCAGGUAGUCAACAGAAUGCCUCACAGCAGAGUGCUUUUCUUAAAGAGUUUCUCAUUUCACAUAAUCAAAUUAAGUCGUCUGAAGAACCAUCUGCUAGAUUACCAUUCCUUGCCUUACCAAUCCUCAUAUCAGACAGCACUCAUGUUCUCACUGCUCCUGCACCACCAUUAUCAACACCUGGUCAAGUAUGUGCAAGCGGUACUCCACUGAUUAUAAGUGAGCCUGUUCAAUAUCAACAUUUAUGUGGACCAUCACUCCCAGAAGCUGUGUCAAGUGAUAAACUGUGGUCUAAAUUAGAAGAGAUAUUAGUUCAUCAGGCACAGGGUCAAUUGCCUAUGAUUUUUAAACCUACUAAUAUACUAUUCACAAGGGAGACAAAUAAUACAAGUAAUCCAAUUGCAGUUGUUAGCGAGCCAAUUCGACUUUCUAUUGAACUCCUUAAUCCUUUAUUGAUACCUCUUCCGUUGAGUAACAUCCAGCUACUAUGGUCAUUCACGUUUAACGACCCUCAAAAUCCAUCAAGCCCUGGUACAGUUUGCAAUGAAUCUCUAUUGGCAACUCAGGGCAGUGAGCAUUCAGAAGAUUAUUUGCAGAGUAUUGUUUGUACUCAAUGUGUGGAUUCUAUUGUUUUACCUGUUGAUUGCUGUACUAGGAUCUCAUUGAGUUUAAUACCUUUGCACGUAGGUGAUCUGAAGAUUACAGGAAUUUCUUAUGACUUGUGCAACAAUUCUAUGGGUACAGAUUUAGCACCAGGGAUAACUUUAUCAAGUAGAGGAAAACUGGAAUUUGCAAUCAAGGGUGUAAGACUGAAAAAUGUGAAGGAAAAGAAUGGUGUUCCACAGUAUGCAGUCGAUAAGAGACUAGAUAUUAUUGUUGCACAUGAAGCACCAUCAUUACAAGCGAGAUUUACUAUUCUGCCAGAUGAUAUUCUUGCAGAAGAAUUAUUACCAGUUACAGUAGAACUCUGCAAUGCUGGUACGGUUCCAAUGUGUAACGUAUUUUUGGGAACGCCAACACCUUGGUUGAUUGCUAUUGAGGACAAUAAUACUAGUGAAAUUUCUACUGAACUUAAAGAAAAAUCUGGCAUUAGGGAAUUUAAUGAUGAACCUUAUGAAUAUGAAUCACCAUCACUACGAGAUAAGGAGUCUCGAAAACAGCAUACAAUUCAAAUUCCACUGCCAGAUGCGAAUGGCACUUUGCUACCUGCUCACUCUCAUACUUUUAUUUUAUGGCUUAGAGCUCCAGCAAAUAGAGGACAUCAAAAAGUUCACAUACUAUUUUAUUAUGAAAAUGUAGACCCUAAAGCAAUACCAAGAUAUCGCCUAUUGCGGCACACCUGGAAUGUGACAGUGCAUGAAGCGAUUCAAGUCAAUGCUGUAGCUAAAAGAAGUGAGCGUUUGAACUCUAAACCCAAUUUGUCUGUAAAUAAUAUGGUUAUUGAAAAUGAUAUAAGUGACUGUAAAAAUGUUAAAGACCCUAGUAUAUUACCAAGUUCUUCCAGUGAUAUCUCUAUCAGUAGUGCUAUUGAUAGUUUAAGACCGACCAGUGAAGUUAUUAAUAUUAUGGUUAGAAUUAAAAAUAUAAACGAACCACAUCAUUCAUUAGUAAUUGAACUUAUAACAACUGAAGCUUCAUUAUUAAGUCCUUGUUGGAUUUUGGAGGAUGUGUGUACUGUAGAAGGCGCAAAGCUACAAUCACAGGAGCAGUUCUUCUUAGUGCUUCGGGCACGUCGAUAUCUGAAUAAUAAACCUGGUAAAAAAUAUAUGUCUGAAAUAGCACUAAAUACUCCCGCCGGAGCCAGUCAAACUAGUUGUUCUGAUAGUUUUUCAACAGCUAGCCAAGACUUUAUUAAGAAAUUCCAAACAAAUUACAUUAACAUUUAUGAAACGAUUUCUAUCGGCGAUUUAAAUUCUCAGACUCAAAAAAAUCCAUUGUCCUCAACAGAAAUAAUGAACCCGGCAGAAACAAUAGACAAAUUGAAUUCAUGUCUUGUUCUGAAAUGGAAUUGUGAUAUUUCAGACAAUGCGUCAAACGCGCGAACAGCUUUUGGUCAAAUUUAUUUGAAAUUAGAUAAACUCAAUUGUUCUGUUACGGUGCCUGAAACAAAAGUUAUUAAAAGUAGCAGUGAACAUGCUACAAAUUUGGUUUUAUUUGGACCAGAUAGAACACUAGCUGACAAGACGUCUAGUGUAUUGACUAAUAAAGAUGUUAUGCAAAAAUUACUCAUUCGAUUUGGCCUAAAACAUCCAGCACAAAUCGAGCAUGAUUUUAAAUUGCAGUCUGUGUGUUUGGUGCCGGUACAAAUGCUUGUGAGCAACAACUCGGAUGUGGAAUUGAUGACAACUAUAGACUCUGUAACAAAUACAAGUUCCGGUUCUGGUGUAACUUUUUCAUCAGAUAAAGGCUCCUACAAAUGGGUUGGACUGUCACAAGUGCAAAUCUCGAUAAAACCACAUCAGACACGAGUAGUCGAUCUAACUAUGGCGGCUGGAGCUCCUAGGACAUACGAUCUUGGCACGCAUCUUUCUUUACUGACUACAGUGAAUGGAGUAGUACAUAGGCAGAUUUCACAUGUCAAGAACAUACUAGUCAUCAAACAAUCAAAUUCCGAGGAAGAUGAGAGCAAUGAUUAGCAAUCAAAGUAGUUAGAUUUUUUUUAGAGCGACUCAUCAUCGACUUUGAUAUACGCAAUUGUAUAUUUGCUAGGUAAUAUGUUAUAAAACCUUUUUACAUGU